Molecule: messenger RNA, 924 nt
Organism: Colletotrichum gloeosporioides
Lineage: Eukaryota; Fungi; Ascomycota; Sordariomycetes; Glomerellales; Glomerellaceae
Product: Dehydrogenase azaJ
Exons: 1
Coding region: 1-924 (307 amino acids)
Molecular function (GO): oxidoreductase activity, acting on NAD(P)H
Source: RefSeq, a predicted model, not a curated record
AUGGCUGUCGCAAUAAACCCCGUUGACGGCGCCAUCCAGAAGAACGCUUUAUUUCCCAGAACGUACCCGGCCAUACUUGGGAUGGACUUGGCCGGGGUGGUUGAGGUUGUGGGCUCAAACAUCACGCACGUCAGACCUGGAGAUCGGGUCCUGGGACUUGCAACCUCCCUCCGCACAGAUGAUAAUGCGAACAGCGCCUUUCAAGCUUAUGCUUUGAUCCCUUCGAAUUGCGUUUCUGCGAUCCCAGAAGAGUUAUCUUUUGAACAGGCAGCUGUGCUCCCCCUCGCCAUUGCAACGGCAGCCCUUGGGCUUUUUGGAAAGGCGGAGCUCGGCCUACAGCUGCCUUCUGUCGAACCCCAUCACACUGGGGAAGUGGUCCUUGUAUGGGGAGGGGCGACGAGUGUUGGGGGCAUUGCGAUCCAACUUGCAAAGAUGGCGGGCUAUGAAGUUUUUUCAACAGCUUCCCCAAAGAAUCACGAGAAUAUCAAGAGUCUCGGAGCGACACAGGUGUUUGACUACAAAUCGUCCUCAAUCGAAGAAGACAUUGUCGUCUCUCUCAAGGGAAAGACACUGGCUGGGGUAUACGAGGCUAGCGGGACGGAAGCUGCCAUGUGCAGCUGCGCACGCAUUGUAUUGGGUGUCUCUGAACGUGUGUCCAGCUGCGUGGCUUGCGUCAGAGCGCCGCCUUCAACGGCGCCGCAGGGCGUGGACAUGAAGUCCUUUUUGGCAACAGACAUUGUCGACUCUGACUUGUGCAAGACAAUGUUUCUCGACUUCGUGCCGAAGGCUCUGAAGGGCGGAAAAUUCAAGGCUGUGCCAAAAGCGAGCGUGGUUGGUUCAGGCUUAGAGGCGAUCCAGACUGGAAUUGAUCUUUUAGAACAGGGCGUGUCUUCUCAGAAGAUUGUUGUCACUCUUGGUUCGUAG